AAGGGAGAUGGGAGAUGGGUGGAGAGAGACGGCAGACACGAAGAGAAAGCGUAGCGCAACAGCCAGCAGCCUAUUGACGCCUCUGCCCGGAAGAGAAAACACGAACCAGGUCAAAUCGAUUCAACUAUGAGAUUUUUUUUCAUUUCUCCGCUUAGAAUACAGCCUAAGCAGUUGUAAAUUACAUGGGGUGAGCGACGUCUGAAUUCCGCGGGUUCGGAAAGCUAAAUGGAUACCAUACGGACUCCGCCUGGUGCGGGCAGCGUUGUGAUUGUACCGGAGAAUUUGAUAAGUGCUUUCCGCGUGCGGUGAGGGGGAGACGGUCGAACACAUUGUGGAGAUCGGGAAGAAAUGGAGAUACGCGUUUUCGCGACGCCCUUACGCCCUCUGUCCACCAACAUGAUGAGGACGGUCUUAGCAUUUGGUUGUCUCUUAUUUGUCACCAGGGGAGAAGAUCGACAGACGCCAACAGCGGCCAGGUCUGUAGAUAACCAAAACAGCAACGUAACGGACAGCAGCGACAGGAGGUACAUACACAUCGGUGACGGGAGCGCGCAGGAAUUUGAAUUUCCCGAAAACACCAAGGGAGUGAUUGUAAUUUGGAGCCAGUAUCGGAGCACUGCCAGCAGGAACGGCUGGGAGAGCUCUAGGCAGACGGUGACCGUGCGCUCUCUGAACCCGGAGGUUCUGGCCAUUCUGAACGUGAGCGACAGCGGACGCGGGGGCCCGGUGAGCAGCUACGUUAUCGGCAUCAGGUCGGGUGUGGCCGGUCAAGCACAGCUGCAAAUCCAGCUAAUGGACCCGGACUCGCAGCCGGUUCUGGUGGAGGAGCGGUUGGACUACUCCAUCCGGGUGUCCCCCAACAGUGACGACCCGGCCGCCGAGCGGUUUCAGCUGGGCGGCCUGUCCCACUUCUCGGAGAACCCGCUCCUCUUCGCCCUGCUGCCCCUCAUCUUCAUCAACAAGUGUGCCUUCGGCUGUAAGGUGGAGGUGGAGGUCCUCCGCACGCUGGCCCGCCGCCCUGUGCCCCUGCUUCUGGGCGCGGCCGGUCAGUUCCUGGUCAUGCCGCUGUACGGCUACGGCCUCUCCCGGCUGGCCUCCCUGCCCAAACCGCUGGCCCUGGGGCUGGUCAUCACCUGCUCCGCCCCAGGGGGAGGGGGCGGCUACCUCUACAGCCUGCUCCUGGGGGGCGACGUCACCCUGGCCAUCUCCAUGACGCUGGUUUCCACGGUAGCGGCCACGGCCAUGAUGCCCCUGUCCACCGCCCUGUACGGGUGGCUGCUGGGCGUUCACGCCGCCCUCCACGUGCCCUUCGUCAAGAUCCUGGGCACCCUCCUCUUCAUCGCCAUCCCCAUCUCGCUGGGCGUGGUGGUGAAGCUGCGGGCGCCCACGCUGAGCCACGCCCUGCUGAAGCUCAUCCGGCCCUUCAGCUUCCUGCUCAUCGUGGGCGGCGUCUUCAUGGCCUACCAGAUGGGGGCGUCCAUUUUGGCGAACGUGGGGCCGCGGAUAGUGGUGGCCGGGGUGUCGGUGCCGGCGUUCGGGCUGCUGCUGGGCUACGCGGCGGCGAGGGGCUCCAGGCUGCCCGUGCCCCAGCGGAGGACGGUGGCCAUCGAGGUGGGGGUGCAGAACAGCCUCCUGGCGCUGGCCGUCAUGCAGCUGUCAUUCCGCCGGGCCGAGGCCGACUUCGCCUCGCAGGCGCCCUUCAUCGUGGCGCUCAGCAGCACCUCCGAGAUGCUCUUCCUCGUCCUCGCCCACCUGGCCCACCGCCGGCUCCGGCCCCUGCCCCCCACGGACACCUGACCGAUUGUAGCGUCUCCCCGCGGCCGCCAUCAGUGCAUCCUCCUCGGCUCCGCUCCGCCUUCUCAAUAGGAAGAGAGUGAAGGACGUGGAGGAUGUGUUUCUGUCGAGUCUUGGGACGCACACGCUGACACUGGACAGUGAAGAAAGUAUUUUUCUGUUUUGAAACCAAAGGCCUUCCCCCCCCCCCCCCCCCCUCCCCCCCCACACUUUUUUCUGUCUUUUUCUAUGAUUUGGUGAAAAAAAAAAUUGCACUCCGUACACAUGAGGAGAGAAAUGAUUCUAAAAAAACAAAAUCAAUAUUUUUCUACCUUGCUUUGUUUUGUAAAUGAGAUGACGAGUAUGUAUUUGUAUAAUGUUUACAGAGCUCUUGAGUGGCCUGAG
Conger conger (European conger) is the source of this 2178-nucleotide messenger RNA. RefSeq names its product P3 protein-like. Gene Ontology annotation, biological process: bile acid and bile salt transport. Bases 349 to 1797 code for a protein of 482 amino acids. Gene Ontology annotation, cellular component: membrane. Gene Ontology annotation, molecular function: bile acid:sodium symporter activity. NCBI's taxonomy places the organism in Eukaryota, Metazoa, Chordata, Actinopteri, Anguilliformes, Congridae. The record is from RefSeq and is a predicted model, not a curated record. The transcript has a single exon.